AUGGAGACCGCCGAGGCGGACAUGCGCAUCCUGUCCGGCAAGCUCGGCGCGGCGCCCAAGGGGCAGUGCAUCCUUCCCCUGGUCGGCUACAGGCACGACGAGGGAAGGAAGGAAGGCGCCAGUUCCAGCUCGUGUUCGGGGUCCCCGGCCGGCGAGAGCACCUUCCGGAACGCUCGAGGACCUCUACCCGCCACGAUCCGGGGCGGGCCGUCGCCUGAACCAGCGCCUCGCGCUGUUUGCUGCGAGCUCGCCAAGGCCCAAGCUCGCGCUGUUCCCUCUCCGGCUGGCAGGACGCCCGCACCGUCGACAACCGGGCCUCGGCGCGGCGAGGCGAGAACCUCCUCGAGCGGGCCGUCUACCAGCAUCCGCAGCGACAGCAGCGGCACGCCGAGACCAGACUACUGCAUGGGCCACGACAUCUACAGCCUAGGCGUGUGCAUGCUGGAGCUCCUCACCUGGAGCCCCGCUCCGUACCGGGAGGCUUUCAUGCGCAGCAGCGGCGGCAGCGGCGGCGGCGGCGGCGGCAGCGGCGGCCAGGAUGCUGUCACGGAAUGGCAGCUAUGGCAGGAUCCCACCGUUGUCAUGCGCACAAUCAUGCACAUGAAUCGGGUGCUGGUGCCCGUGGCCGCGGGAGACCGCAUGAAGGAGGUCAUUGAAAUGUGCCUCACCUGCGUGGACAACGCCGCUAAUUGGGGAGCCGUACAUGACGGCCGAGGGUAG
Molecule: messenger RNA, 720 nt
Organism: Cordyceps fumosorosea ARSEF 2679
Lineage: Eukaryota; Fungi; Ascomycota; Sordariomycetes; Hypocreales; Cordycipitaceae
Product: HET-s/LopB domain protein
Exons: 3
Coding region: 1-720 (239 amino acids)
Source: RefSeq, a predicted model, not a curated record